This is a messenger RNA of Pseudopodoces humilis (Tibetan ground-tit), 1169 nucleotides long. The record is from RefSeq and is a predicted model, not a curated record. Lineage: Eukaryota; Metazoa; Chordata; Aves; Passeriformes; Paridae.
AUGGGUGGCUUCCCCAUCCUUACUGUUACUCACCCUGUCAUCCGUAUCAAGCUUCUGGCUGUGCAGGAGCUGGCUGACAGAGAAGCAUUGGAAAAGUUUUGUAUGGAGCUGAACCAGCCGACGCUGCCAAACAUCCGCAAGUGGAAGGGCCCUAGAGGAUGUUGGAAGGGUGUUGUUUCCGAAAAACCCUCAGGCCAGCUACACAAGGGAGUUGAAUAUUCUGGCUUCCUCUGGGAUACAACAGCUGGUAUUGAGCUGAAAGAUGCCUCAUCUCAGGAGACUGCACAGACUAAUGGCAACGGGAGGCAUUCAUAUCCUCAUCCGUAUCUUGCACAUUUCAAGGUUGGAAUGAAUGAUCUGACCAUGGUUAACCUUCACCUGGCCUUGCCACCCUCAGCAGGGGAGAACACCGGCAAGAACCACGACAGUCACAAACUGGCAGCCUGUGCGCAGAGUUUGCAGGAGACUCUGAAAGGAGAAAAAGAUGUAAUAAUCCUUGGAGAUUUUAACCAGGCCCCAGACAGCAGUGACCAUGACAUCCUGAGGAAGGAGAAGUUUCACCACCUGGUCCCUUCCAGCACCUUCACCAACAUCAGCACAAAGAACCCACAAGGGUCCAAGUCGCUGGAUAACAUCUGGAUCAGUCGGAGCUUGAAAAAGGUUUUCACAGGCCACUGGGCUGUUGUGCGAGAAGGGCUUACAAACCCAUGGAUCCCCGAUAACUGGUCCUGGGGCGGCGUGGCUUCAGAGCACUGCCCCGUGCUCGCUGAAUUUUACCUGGAAAAGGACUGGAGCAGGAAGGAGGUGACGCGGAACGGGAACGGCGUGACGGUUGAACGCAACGACUCCCACACUAAGCACGAACGAUGACGUGAACUUGAGGCUGUCUCUUCUGCCACCCAGGGAAGGCUCUGGUCACUCGCAGCUCCAAGGCAGAGCAGGACUGCCUUCCCCUCCCUCUCCUUCCUGCUCUCCUCCCUGCACCUAGAAAGCAUCAGCACUUGAUUUUGGUGGUCCUGGCUUUGUGCCCCUCGUGGACAGUUCUGGACGGAGUCUCAUGGCCACAGAACAAUCUGCAACUUUUUCCAGGGACACAGUGGACAUUUCCACACCUGGAGAUUUGGAUGAGAAUUGUACAGAAAAUAAAGUGUACUUUUAAUACUGGAAAA